[Torrubiella] hemipterigena is the source of this 845-nucleotide messenger RNA. The record is from the annotation of a GenBank genome assembly. NCBI's taxonomy places the organism in Eukaryota, Fungi, Ascomycota, Sordariomycetes, Hypocreales, Clavicipitaceae.
GCCAGAAAAGCACAGCUUCCUCGUAUUCUUACACUCCUUUCUUCUCCAUUCUCACUCCUUUGCCACUUACACGCGGCUUCCAACUACAACACGUUACCUCCCAGAUCCCCUUUCAUCUUGAACAUCUGCAUUACACAAACCCUCAGUAAUCAUGAAGGUUAUUGCUACUUCUACCGUCCUUGUUGGUCUCCUCGCCAUGGGAGACGUCACCAUUGCAGCUCCCAAGGGCAAGAGCAGCUUUGGAGGUUUAGCUAGUGGCGCUAGCCGUGUCAUUGGCCAGGCUGGAAAAGAUGCUGCCAAAGAUGCUGGCAAAAACUUGGCUUAUGAUGCUGCCGGUAAUAUCAUCAGCAACGUUGUGGGCGGUGGCCAGGGUGGCCAGGGUAGUCAGGGCGGCAAUGGUGGCAAUGGCGGCGACGUUAUCGGCAAGUUUAUUAAUGGCAUCACAGGUGCACUUGGCCCCGUUGGUGGCGUGCAGGUUCAAGUUCCUGUUCCUGUUGCGCCAGCUCCUCAAGCUCCGGCUUCUCAAGCUCCUGGUACUCCUGCUCCUGCACCAGCUGCUCCUCCUGCGCCUGCACCUCCAGUCAACGAUGCUCAAGAGCCAGCUGCUCCUGUGCCCGUCUCGGGUGGCCCAGCCGACGUACUCAAGCCCGUCGAGCAGAUCGGUUCGGCAAUUAUCGAGCCAUUCAAGGACAUUAGUGAGGGAAUCGCUAGCAUCUUUGAUGGCCACUAAUUCACUUGAAAUAUAGCUAGCAUUACAAUGCAACAUCUGCUGGCAGAUAUUGGUAUACUUCUUAGCUGGGCUCAACUAUACUAUUUAUUUAGUUUAAUACACUCUUCCUAUUUUU